Molecule: messenger RNA, 2373 nt
Organism: Candoia aspera
Lineage: Eukaryota; Metazoa; Chordata; Lepidosauria; Squamata; Candoiidae
Gene: B4GALNT2
Product: beta-1,4-N-acetyl-galactosaminyltransferase 2 (SID blood group)
Exons: 12
Coding region: 59-1567 (502 amino acids)
Biological process (GO): UDP-N-acetylglucosamine metabolic process; UDP-N-acetylgalactosamine metabolic process
Cellular component (GO): Golgi membrane
Molecular function (GO): acetylgalactosaminyltransferase activity
Source: RefSeq, a predicted model, not a curated record
GUAGAGACAUACUUGCUAAUAACACAACUGCCUUUGACCAGCUGCAAGUUUUCUAAGAAUGAAAAUCCGAAACUUAUGGAGAUCGAAGUAUUUAUACACAAUCAUAGUUUGUGUGAUUAUGGCAUCAUUCACUUUCACGCUGAUAGGAAAGCUAACCAAAGCCAAAACAAAGUGGGAAUCUCAAGAGGUACUAUCUCUUCUUAAACUUCUGCCAGAAGAAGAAUACAAAUCCAUGUUCCUAUUUGAUGGAAUGUGGCUAGGUCCAAAGAAUCACUGUAAGUGUUCCCAAAGCAGUAAACUGACUGUCUAUCAACUGGAAAACUAUAUAGAUAAGGAUAAACUUGAAUCCAUUAGACAAAGACGUGAGAAGGAAUUCAAACAUUAUCAGAGAAGGCAUCCUUCUGAGAGAAAAGAGGUACUUAUUGCUCAACCAAACAUUCCUUUAAGCUAUCCGAUUCAAGGAGCUGAGGUGAUGCCCUUGCACACCAUUGUAAUUCCAGGGCUGGGUUUCCAUGGAGCAAGUAAAGAAACUCUAAAGGUGAUUCUACAGGCAUCCUUUGGUAAUCUGAACACUCUUGCUGAUGUUUCUGAAGAGGUGGUACAAGGACGAGGGACAAAAGAGCUCAUCAUCACUACUUCCCACCUGAAGCUUUUGAAUCACAUCCUGGAACAUGCCACAUACACCAGUACAAAAUACAUACUAGAUGCAAUGGAUAUGGUGAACUUUACAAUAGGAACUUACCUUGUUAGAUUUCCUGUGACCAUUCGACAACUACACCUUCCUAAGCUGUUUGACCCAGGGGCAGAUAACAGCAUUAGAAAUAUGGUAACCAUCACAAUAAAAGCAUUUUUACGCUACCACAAGCUGCGGAUCCUCCUGAAAAGCGUAAAACAGUACUAUCCGGAUAUAACAAUAAUUGUGGCAGAUGACAGUGAGCAUCCAGAGAAGAUUGAAGAGGAGAAUGUUCAGCAUUUCAUUAUGCCCUUUGGAAAGGGCUGGUUUGCAGGGAGGAACCUUGCAAUCUCACAAGUCACAACCAAAUACUAUCUUUGGCUGGAUGACGACUUCAUCUUCACUGAAAAAACAAAGAUUGAGAAACUUGUGGACGUGUUGGAGAACAGCAACCUGGAUGUGGUUGGAGGCAGUGUGGCUGGAAAUGAAUUUAAGUUUAAGAUCUUCUAUGAGGAAGGAGAAGAUAGCAGCUGUUUGCACCUCAGAAGUGGCUUCUACCACCGCUUGGAAGGCUUCCCCAACUGUGUGGUGACUAGCGGUGUAGUCAAUUUCUUCCUGAGUCAUACAGAAAAAAGCAGGCGUGUUGGGUUUGAUCCUAAGCUGCAGAGGGUGGCUCACUUAGAAUAUUUUAUGGAUGGACUGGGAAGCUUGCGGGUUGGCUCCUGCAGUGAUGUUAUCGUUGGUCACCAAUCACACCAAACUUCCACCAACGUACAAGAAGCUAAUGUUGAAAGAAUGUACCAUAGAUUCCGGGUUCCCACUGAGAAAGAAGUUAAGUUUAAACUGGGUUUACAUUACUUCAAGAACAGAAUGAAGUGCUAUACCAAGGGGUGAUUGCCUCUUCCAGCUCUACACUCUGAAUAGUUUUGGACUGGACUCAGCAGCUUUAAUUAUUUUGUUUUAGGAGCUGUUCCCUCUUGUUGACAAUUCCAUGCUUUACAGAUGUUCUAAACUCAGAAAAUGAAAGUCUGCUUUACAAUGCAUUUUGUGGAUCUUCUAUAUUAUGGAAGUUCUAACAGAAGAAUUCUCCCUUGCCCCAGCUCCUUAUAUGUUUAACUCAACAAAUAUGCAGAUUAUUGUGACAAAAAGGGAGGCCAAUGUCUAUUUGCUUCUGGAAAAGGAACUGUGAUAACCCAGUGUGACCUGUGACAAAGUCUUGCAGUAUGAACUGCUCUUGUUCAAGAUUUUCUAUUUCCUCUACCUUCUGGUCUUCUUCCCCAACCACCUGUUAGCCUUUCAUGCCCUAUUUUUAAAUAGUUCUUCAAAUCUUGGGAGUUCCUCCAAUCUGCAGGUGCCUCAUUUGUACAUGGAAAAUUAAGAUUGCUUCUGUCCUUUUCUUUUAAGAUGAAUACAUGUAGGAAUUUAGGAAUUUCUUAGGCAAUUAUUGUUUACCUGUGAAUACACAUUUUAACACUGUAGUACAGCACAGUCCAGUCCAGUUGUACAUGCCACCACUUGUCUUCUAGAGCCUUGCCCAAUUUUGCUUGCAAUUUCUAGCCAGAGAGCUAUCAGAGAUGCCUUAUUUAAUGUCUUAAAUGCCUCUCAGGAAAAGGACAGAAUUCCUCAAUGUUUACAGGAUGCAUUAUUAGACUGCUUCUACAGAGCUCUGCAUUGAAUCUCCUGGAGAAUAGCAAUUUAAU